Dioscorea cayenensis subsp. rotundata (Guinea yam) is the source of this 1218-nucleotide messenger RNA. Its product is annotated as GDSL esterase/lipase At4g16230-like. NCBI's taxonomy places the organism in Eukaryota, Viridiplantae, Streptophyta, Magnoliopsida, Dioscoreales, Dioscoreaceae. Gene Ontology annotation, molecular function: hydrolase activity, acting on ester bonds. The record is from RefSeq and is a predicted model, not a curated record. The transcript is spliced from 5 exons. The coding region runs from base 39 to 1118 and encodes 359 amino acids.
AUCAUUCAAAUCCCUCCCCACAAGUAUCAAUAAAGAGGAUGAACAUGGCUAACCACGUCAAAACUUUUCAAGUCCUCAUUCUUGCAUUCUUAUCCAUGGUGAUCAGUAUUGUUCAUGCAAGAGUAGUUCCAACUGUGUUCGUCUUUGGAGACUCCAUAGUUGAUGUGGGAAACAAUAACUUCUUGCCAAACUGCACAGCCAAGGUCAACUUCCAUCCAUAUGGCGUGGACUUUCCAAACGGAACAUCGACAGGCCGGUUCACUAAUGGGUUCAAUGCUGCUGACUGUAUAGUUCAGAAGUUAGGGUUGGAGAUGAGUCCACCACCUUUUCUCUCUCUGAACUCAUGGACUCAAACACUUGGAGGUGUCAACUUUGCUUCUGGAGGUUCAGGCCUUCUUGAUGCAACAGGAGCAAGAUUUAUUCAGGUUCUUUCCUUGGGGAAGCAAAUGACAGACUUUGAGACGGUUGUUGCUAAUCUCAUAUCAAAUUUAGGAAUCAAUAAAACUCGGAAGUUGAUUGCAAAGUCCAUCUUUUUUGUGAGCACUGGAAGCAAUGACUUGUUUGAAGAUUUUCAAGCCAAUCCUGCAAAGAAUGAGACUGAGAGAUGUGCAUUUAUUGAAUCACUUGUUGCCUCUUAUCAGGUCAAUUUGGAGGCAUUGUAUCUCUUGGGAGCAAGAAAGUUUGCUUUGUUAAGCAUUCCACAAAUUGGAUGCACUCCAGCCGCAAGAGCCAUUAAUAACUCUUCUGGUAAUUGUAAUGAGGAUUUGAACGAGUCUGCACGCAAGUUCUACAACUCAAUGCAGGUCAUGUUGAAGGAGCUCAGUUGUAAUCUCCAAGGUUUCAAGUAUUCACUUGGAAAUUCAUAUGGGAUGGUUGAUUUUUUCUUUAAAAGCCCUUCACGAUUUGGUUUCACGGAGCUAACGGAUGCAUGCUGUGGAAACCAAACCCUAUGUCUUCCAGGAUCCACCUUCUGUGCAAACAGAACAGAGUUCUUGUUUUGGGAUGUGAAUCAUCCAACAGAAGCUGCUUAUAGAGUUGCUGCUCAAACACUUUUUGUUGGGUCAAGGGAGUUUGUGACUCCAAUCAACUUUGGCCAAUUGGCAGCUAUCAAAACCUAAAUCACAAUAUACGUAUGUAUAUAUAUUCCACUAUAUAUCAAUGCAUCUUAUUUAUCUCUCUUCAUCAAUAGAUAAAUGUAUGGUAUCCAUGCGUAUAAUA